Molecule: messenger RNA, 985 nt
Organism: Podarcis muralis (Common wall lizard)
Lineage: Eukaryota; Metazoa; Chordata; Lepidosauria; Squamata; Lacertidae
Source: RefSeq, a predicted model, not a curated record
AGUGGCGCCGGUUCCCCUCCCUAGUCUGCACCCCGCCUCCCCGCUUUGCAAAGCUGCUCCCGACAUGCUCUGAGCUGCGGAUCCCAGCGCCGGCCCUCCGCACCAGCUCCGGACGGAUCCCUCGCCGGGACCCUCGGAGGCGCCAUGGCCGACUGGGCGCCCGCGCAGGCUCCGGAAUGGGAGGCUGAAUCGCGGGGCGCACCGCCUUCCCUGCAGUCCCCUGCCAUCCUCGAGUGUCCGGCGGGGCAGGUGACGGAGGCGUCUGUCUGGACUCUGGUGGCCGCUGUCCAGGCGAUGGAGAGCAAAGUGGACGCUUUGACGUCUCGGCUGCUGAGCCUGGAGGGCAGGGCAGGGACGGCGGAGAAGAAGAUCUUUGAGUGCGAGAAGACGGAGCUGGAAAUCGGGAACCAGCUGGAGGGCAAGUGGACGGUGCUGGGGACCCUGAUCCAGGAGUACGGCUUGCUCCAGAGGAGGCUGGAGAACCUGGAGAACCUGCUCAAGAACCGGAACUUCUGGAUCCUGAGGCUCCCACCCGGUGUCAACGGGGAGGCCCCCAAGGUGACCUUUGAUGGCAGCGCCGCCUUUUCCCAGGAGGAGCGGGAGAAGAUGGAGGACUGGCAGAAGGAACUCUACAAGAAGGUCCUAAAGGGGAACUGCGAAUACUUGAUCUCUCUCGAUUAUGCAAUCUCCAAACCAGAUAUUUUGUCCCGGAUUGAACGAGGGGAGGACCUGGGUCCUGGCGAACAGCAGGACGCAGACUCCAGGGAGAACCUUGGGGAUGCCAGCGUGGCUGAGAACCCCUUGCAGAAGCAGCGGAACCAUCAGAGAAGCGCGGCUCCAUCCUUUGUCCCAGGCUCACCUGAGUCCAUCUCGGAGGCUGCCUCCUCCUCACAGGUAAAACAAGAGCAGGAGCCCUUGGCUAAGGAGGAAGGGGAGGAGAGUCCGGGGAGCAAAAUAGCCCCAGGUGAGUGAUCAAUGGCCCUUU